AUGUCCGGACCUGCACCAGCUCUCGAAUUGACGGAUGUGUCCGUGUUCUCUUCCGACACCGAGCCCGGACAGGUGAGCUCGGUCAUGCUUCAGUCAGACGAAGAGGCUGCCACCAAUGGUCAACAGAAUGACACCGAGCGCCCGCUGGCUCCUGUUAUCAGUGUAGAGAUGAGAACAGGUCUUGCUCGCAUCGGAUUUCAACCCCUUGCUCUCGGCAAGGAUAACUUGAAUAUCAGCGAUGCUACCUUCGACGUCAAGACAGCUCCUGGGCAUAUGGAGGACACCUACGUGGGCCACCAUUCCUGGCUUGCCUCUUGGUUCCCUCACAAUCCUGAUCAUAUCACGAUCUACUUCGUUCUGGACACGAAACGCCACAGCUUCUCCAUUCCCGAGGCCAUUCUUGUCCAGAACUUCGAAUUCUUCCAGGUCGCGCUGAGACUGAAACCCUCGUCGAUGGAGUGGAAGGAGCAGAUCGAAAGAAAGUUCGAAUGGGGGCACAACGAGGCUGGUGCUUUCGGACUACUCAUGAGCUUCCUUUUGACGGGAACGUUUCCGCAACAUCCGGAUCCCAAUGUGCGAUCGGCUGCCGGCAUGAUUGAGGAUUUCAUCAUGGCCAUCCGCCUGUCGGACUACACAGGCCUACGCUGCCACGAGCGCUUCGUCCACGCCGUCUGCUUACGCGUCCGACAACUUCUUCUCGAUGAUCGCAAGGCACUCCAGCCUGUGCACGUUGGAAAGCUCUACAACCUCGCCGCCGACAAACGUUAUGAUUUUGAAGAGCUUGUCAAGGUCUUUGCUCAAGCAGCAGUGAAGCCCUGGAUGCAUUGUUGGAUGGCCAAGUCGACCAAACCGACAAUCGUGCGAUCCGUUGCCUACGAUGAUCACUGCGGCAUUGACGCAGAUGAGUGGCGUCUCGUUGUAAAGCAUUAUGUCCAUUUGGUCGAUCGCAGCGAGAAAUUCGCGGUCGACGUUGCGAAGCAGGUGCGCAGGACGAUGGAGGGGAGCAAGCGUCUCAACUCGGUUGCUUCGGCUACCCAGGACGGCGCCAACAAGACUAUUCAUAAGCUUCCAGAGUCUCUCGACUAUGUCACGUAUCGGGACCCUCUUAUUCCUAGUGAGGGCAAGGCAAAGAUGCAACUCUUUACAAUCUGA
Colletotrichum higginsianum IMI 349063 is the source of this 1152-nucleotide messenger RNA. RefSeq lists its product as uncharacterized. The transcript has 4 exons. NCBI's taxonomy places the organism in Eukaryota, Fungi, Ascomycota, Sordariomycetes, Glomerellales, Glomerellaceae. Bases 1 to 1152 code for a protein of 383 amino acids. The record is from RefSeq and is a predicted model, not a curated record.